Messenger RNA from Rhagoletis zephyria (snowberry fruit fly), 1020 nucleotides. Its product is annotated as arylsulfatase J-like. The record is from RefSeq and is a predicted model, not a curated record. Gene Ontology annotation, molecular function: sulfuric ester hydrolase activity. Lineage: Eukaryota; Metazoa; Arthropoda; Insecta; Diptera; Tephritidae.
AUGGAUUUGCUGAGUGCACUGCAGCGUGCGCAACGCAUGGACAUUGGCUAUGACUUCCAUGGCAAGUAUACCACCGACAUAGUAACCGAUGAGGCGGUAAGAGUGAUAGCCGAUCAUAAUGCAACCGCACAACCGCUCUUCCUCUACGUUGCGCACGCUGCAGUGCACUCAGCAAAUCCAUAUAAUCCACUACCGGCGCCAGAUGAAGCAGUGACAAAGUUAGAUAAAAUUGAGGAUAUGGGAAGGCGAAGAUUUGCAGCUAUGCUCACACAACUGGAUCAGUCUGUCGGGCGUAUCGUGCAGGAAUUGCAAGCGCAUAAAAUGCUACAAGACUCCAUCAUCGUAUUUAGCACAGACAAUGGUGGCCCACCGCAAGGUUUCAAUCUCAAUCACGCUUCAAAUUGGCCGCUGCGUGGCGUUAAAAAUUCUGUGUGGGAGGGUGGCGUGCGUGGCGCAGCGUUGCUAUGGUCGCCGCGUCUACAGAGCCGGCCGCGUGUAGCCGAACAGCGUAUGCAUAUUGUCGAUUGGCUGCCAACAUUGUUGAGCGCAGCAGCGGCAGGUGGCGACGCUGUACAAAAGCACCAGCAGCCUAACGCUACGGCUGCUCUGGACGGCGUUAGCAUUUGGAAUGAGCUGUCGCGUGAUGAACUAUCACCGCGUCGCACCAUUCUCCAUAAUAUCGACGAUAUUUGGGGCAGCGCAGCACUCACUAUGGGCGAUUGGAAGCUUGUCUAUGGCACAAAUUAUCCCACCAUGUGGAAUGGUUGGUAUGGUCCGCCGGGCGUGCGCGAUGCUAACGCUUAUGAUUUAAAGACGCUACAACGUUGCCCCGUUGGUCACGCUUUGGCCAGUUUGAAUAUGACACCCAGCGUGGCGGAGGUGAUACGCAUGCGGAAGGCAGCGACAGUGGAGUGCGUGCUGGAGGUGCCGCCGAAUGCUUGUGAUUAUCAGGAGAAGAAGCCAUGCCUUUAUAAUGUGCGCGACGAUCCGUGCGAGUAUUACAAUCAGGCUGAGAAGUGA